CUGAUAUUAAUUAUAAUAUAAUAAUAUUACUAUAUUGCUUACGUAAUUUGUUGACUUGAAAUUCAAUCUAGAAACGUUUGUUAAUACUUCUCCAGUCUCAAACUCGCUUGUGCACAUUAUAAACAGCAGUAAUGGAAAUUGACUCUGGUGAUAAAUAUGCUUUCUCCAAAUUGUACAAAGAUCGAAAUUUUACCGACAAUUAUCGAAGUAAUGUUCUCAAUAAAGUGAUAGAAAUGGAAGAAUUUGCUUCAUUUUGUCUGCAUCAAAUAUUUCGCGAUGAAGCCUUUCGAGGCAAGAGAAUUCUUGACGUAGGAUGUGGCCCGACUGUUCACAGAAUGGCAGCACCGAGUAAAUAUUUCUCGGAAAUUGUUUUAUCUGAUUAUACGGAGCACAACCGUGAAGCUAUUCAAGAAUGGUUAAAAAACGAAACAUCGUCGAAAGAUUGGGAUACUUUGAUGCGAACGGAAGCAUUACUUGAAGGAUAUGGAAACGUCGAAGAAGGAAUAAACGAAAUUAAACUUCGAUUGCGACAAAAAAUAAAAGAAGUAAUUCCUUGCGAUAUCUUGCAGAAAGACAUCAUUUUCUCGGACGUGGGAAAGUUUGACGUGUUGUUUACCUCUUUGUGCUUAGAAGGGGCUUGCGCCACUUUAGAAGAUUAUAAAACCGCCGUUAAAAACUUCGGAAAUUAUAUUUUGCCGAAUGGAGGAUUUGUAAUGGUGUCCGUAUUGGAAUGUUCUUAUUAUUACUUAGGAAACAAUGAAAAACUUCCAUCUCUUUUUGUAACUCGAGAGUUUGUAAAUGAAACAUUAAAGGAAGCCGGAUUCGUUAAAAAACAUUGCUUUUUUAUGGAAAAUGAUCAACAACAUCCGGUUGCUAAAUUUAGCGGUUACUUAAUAUCAUCGGCUAUUAAAUCAGUUUAACAAAUUAUAUACGUUGUUUUACACUAAAUCGCUUUAUUAUAAUUACAGUUGAAUGCAACUUUGAACUGUAGGAUUAUAUGAAUGUACUGUACAGUACAUGCUUCGGUUUCGAUAUUAAUAACAUAUUGUAUUUGAUUCUACAUUAUGUCUAAAGAUAAAAACUUAAGAAGCAUAAAAUAAAAUAUUUGUGUUACGAGCGAUAUUAUUAUUAUAUCAUACAGUUUUGUAUAAUGUGCUUUACAAAUCAUGACAUAUAGAUAUAAGACAAGUAUAAAAUUAAUAAGUCUAUUCUGUUAAUAAUUUUAUUAUCUUUAAAGAAUGUUAGAUGGAUAUCUUAUAUAAUUGGAGAUUAAAAUAAAGAGUAAUUUAAAAAUUAGAAUUAAGUUACUAUUAUUCUAUUUAAGACCUAUUAUUUCUUUUUUGGUGAUUCUAGUUAUGUUUUUAGAAUAAUAUUUAGUAUUUUUUUCUAAGCACUUUUAACUCUCUCUUUAAACAUUAUUGACUAUAUGAAAAUUUAUUUUGCCAAAAAUUAAAUUUCGACAUUUGUCUUGACAUUUGUUGUUAUUAAAAUUCGGAUAUCGGUAAAAAAUAUUGCCAAAGUAUACAGUACAGUAGAACCUCGAAAACUCGGCUCUCGAUAACCCGGAACUCCGGAUAACUCGGCCAC
Molecule: messenger RNA, 1587 nt
Organism: Centruroides sculpturatus (bark scorpion)
Lineage: Eukaryota; Metazoa; Arthropoda; Arachnida; Scorpiones; Buthidae
Product: nicotinamide N-methyltransferase-like
Exons: 4
Coding region: 132-920 (262 amino acids)
Cellular component (GO): cytosol
Molecular function (GO): N-methyltransferase activity
Source: RefSeq, a predicted model, not a curated record